GUGUGUGUGUGUGUGUGUGUGUGUGUGUGUGUGUGUGUGUGGCAGUGGGAUGCCUGGGAUCACCGAUCACACUCGGUCCAUCGCAGGAGUGCCGGAGAAAAUCGGGUCCUACUGAGAGUUUAUCACUUUAAUCUGUCAUUGUGCGGCUAAAGAAAGAAAGAAAGAGAAAGAAAGAAGAGGAAGAAGAAGCGGCGACGUGGACGCGGCGGUGGCGGGGACGCGCAUUUCAAAAAAAAAAAAAAAAAAGACGCAGCGGAGAAAUGUCAUGUAAAGCCAUGUGAGUGAGCAGGACCACGUCCAACUGUGCCUGUGGUCAGGAAAUCAUGGUAUGGCCAGUUGCCUGAGUUGGUGCCCAAGAAGCAAACUUGUUGCACAUCCACUAAGAUGGAAACUCACAAGAAUCAGAACACCAUGACGAUGGUCAUAUCUCUGCCAUAGUAAAAAAACAAAAAAAAAACAAAACAAGAAUAUAUUUGCGCAACAUCUUCUGUGACAGGUAAAUACCCUGUAAAAUUGCAUUUCAUCUCUCAAACCAGUGUGGACUGAAAACGUAUAUUGUGAAGCAAAAAGCCAUUGGAUCUCUUGGUGGAAACUAUCUGAACAUUUUUCUUCUCUGUUGUGGUGGCCAGCCAUAGAAGGGACCAUAAUAUUGAACAUGACUCAUGGGGAAGAGACUGGCCCUGAGACACACCAGGAUUCUGCUGUUCUAACAUAUCUGGAAGGCUUACUCAUGCAUCGGGUAGCAGGAGCACAAAGUGCCACAGCAACACAACAAAGUGAGGCUGAAAAAGGCAACGAGGAGCAGAAAAACAAAGAGACACCAGGGCUUACAUUGCCCAAGCAUAAUGCUCAGCAAGAACAGGAUAAAACAACUCCCCAAGGAGGGUCAACACAUCAUGUGAAAAAAGCUCGGCUGCUUCGCUCUGAAGUCUGGACUGAACAUGAGAGCCAAGUGCGACAAAUGUCCAUGCCUUCUCCUGAGCUCAAUGGGAGGAAGCAGGAACACUGUGGUGGCCUGAAUGGUUCACUGCAGUGUAAAGGAGAGAGCACAUUGCUGGCAAGUCUGCUUCAAAAUUUUAGCACAAGGCUCCAAAAUGUGGCCCUGUCACAGCAGAUUGUACAAAACUUGACACCACAGAAGGCAUCCAGUUCAGGCAGUAACCCCAAUAAAGAGGACAAGAUACUGGAGCAUGGCCAUGGAUCUGAUGAAUCUGGUCUGCGUUUGGCCGGAAACGGUACAGUGCAGAACAAUACCAGCAGUCAGAUGUACCACCACCGACAACCCAGCCAGGAAAGGUUAUCAAAGUCUCCAGGAGCACUACAGCGCAGUGCUCGGUCCUCCUCAUCAGAAUCCCUUCAUUGCACUGAGCGUCUAAAAGCUGUAGCCAGUCUAGUAAAUAUCAGGUCGAGUCCGGCUCCUUCGCCAAAACCCAGUGUGGCCUGCAGUCAGCUGGCCCUGCUGCUUUCGAGUGAGGCUCACCUGCAGCAGUAUUCCAGAGAACAUGCACUUAAAGCUCAACUAGCUGGGCGAUCUGCCAGUGAAAGGCUUGCAGCCAUUGCCACACAGCAAACUCAAGAAAAGAAACAGCCUACAAUAUCUCAGUCAAACCAUGAUGGACUUAGCUCCUUACAGACCAAAAAUGGGAUACAUUCUCAAAUGCCAACAAGCUCUAGCAGACAAAGUCAAAGCCUACGUACAGGACAAAGUAGGCCAGUGGGUUCAGUGCGGAGAACACAUCCCUUCAGGGAGCGCAGACCUUUUGAAAGGCAUGGCAGGCCAUCACAGAACUGCAGCAGCCUGCUCCUUCAACUUCUCAACAGCCACAACACACCACAGAGAGUUAUUUCUCAGGAACACCUGAAAGAGGAUGUCAACAUCUUUUCUAGUCGAGGGUCUCCUAUGUUCUCAGACAGUGAACACUCAAAUUCCAACAGUCUACCAAAAGAUAGCAGUGAUGCUGAGAGUACUCGCUCCAGUUGCUCUCCUAUCGACCUGUCUUUGAAGAACAAAGUGAACAUCUCAACACCACUCUCUUCUUCAUCCUCACCUGCACUGGACAAGGUCACAGAGUCUCUGAAAACCAGGUGGACAUCAGAGAGUCCAACUUUAAAAUUCCCUACAGAACCCAAAGAGUUACACACUUGUUCAGAGAUUAAGCCCCACCACAAGGUUACUCUUUUGGAAUUGCUCCUCGAUCAAAAACACAUAGAGAAGACAAACAAAGCUCCUGAUAAUCCAGAUGUACAGCCUAAGAUCAUACCUAAGGUCACUAGUGCAUCAACAAGUAAUCACACUCUUUUUUAUCCAGGUCAGUGUAAGGAUACAAGAGAACCUAGCCCUAAAUGUAGAAUGAAUACCAGAAGUCCUAAAUUACUGCCAACAUUUGCCCAAGGCAGAGAUUGUAACAUCCGUGCAUCUCCUUACAAUGUAUAUAACUCUCCUCAUACACAGUCAGUACCCUUGGAUCUGUGUAAGAAUAAACCACUUGCAAGUGGUCCAAGUGUCAAAGAAGGAGCUUUUAGUGCUAGUAAACUGUUACAAAAUUUAGCUCAGUGUGGAAAACAAAAUGCUGCCAGUUCCCCCACACCGAAGGCUUCUCUGCCUCCAGUCAAAAGACAGACUGAAGAGUUUAGAACUUCAAAGUCUUCAACUUUGUUAGAAAAGCUUGCUGUACCAGUUCAGAAAAAUAACACCCCUCAUGCGAAAUCGGUAAACUCUCUUGUGGCAGAAUCUGCACAACAUAAUUCAGAAAUUGAAAAUCUCCUUGAGAGGCGUACAGUCCUACAGCUUCUUUUGGGGAAUAAAUCUCAAAAAGAACGAGUUGGCAAUAAGCGAAAGGGAGAAUCUGGAAAGCAAGAAAAUCAUUCAAAAUCCCACAAUACAUUGAACAGAUCCUCAACAGAUCUUGCAGUGAAAACUGAGCCUGUAGCAGAUGAAAUGUGUAAUGAUGAAAAAGUAUCACAUCAAUGGCAGAACAAAUUAGCAGAGUCACAUAGGCAGAGCCCCCACACUCUCAAUCAGGGAAGUAUAAAGCAAGAGCCACUUUCCCCAGUGGCUGUCCCCAGAGAUGGUCUUCUUUCUCAUCUCCUGCAUCAGAAGCCUAGAAACCUAAAGCCAAACUUUUUAGAGCACUCAAAUCAGGGAUACAUUAAAGAGGAACCCGUGGAACAUCACCAGGGACCAACCAUCCCCAAGAAGAGGAAAUUUUCGGUUGAACCACAGGACCAUGUUAAGGUGACCCAGCAGAGAAUGUGUAAUAGUUCUGGCAGCCAAAAGAAUGAUAGCGAUUGCUCAACCUCUGGAAUUCCAGAGUCUCAAGAAUCCAGUGAUCCAUCCAGCCCUCCACAGGCAGACAGUCCGCCAGCUAAGUUUCCACCAUGUGAAUCACCACGUAACGAAAAUGGGGGAUUUAAUGUCCUGAAGCAGCUACUUCUUUCAGACAACUGUUUGAAGGAACUGUCUCAGUCAAGGGGUACAUGUAGUUCGCUUGAACGUCCAGUCCAAAAUGGGAGUGCAAUCAAAGAACCACGUAACAACGGUGAGCUUAAAAGCUUUCACCAGACCUUGAACAAGGGCAAGCCACCUUCAGCAACAGCAGGAAAAAACAGAGUAGAGUCUCCUGCUGUUCAGCAGGAUUCGUCCAGGUCAAAACGUGACAUUGCCUCACAGAAAGACUUGAAGGUAUCAACCGGUUUUGUGAAUGGUGAUAAAACACAAGACUGCCACCUGGAUUCUCCACGAUUGACUAAAGCUAACCCUAUUUUGUAUUAUAUGCUCCAGAGGAGCAAUGCACAUUUGGUUAGGGACAGAGUGGAGCUUGAAGCAAAGUCAGGACCUUGCAGAGUGCAGACUAAAGAGAAAGAUGAGUCUGAGGCCUUUGACCUCAAAGUACACUUGCAACAAAACCCACAUCAUCACAACGGGACUCAUAGCUGUGACUCACCACGGAUCAACGGGUCAUUCAAGAAGUCAUGAAGAAGACUGCUUUGGAAUGAUAAUUUCGUGUUCAUCAUUCUUCUUGCUUCUCUGUAUUGCCAUUUUGUUUCUUAAUAUGAAAACCGUUGUCUACUCUCUAUUCUGUAAUAUCAGUGCUUAAUUUCUUGCCAUUUCUUAUCUGGAUGAUUUUCAACUUCAAAAACAUAACAAAAAAUACUUAGUAUUCUCAUUUGAAUUUUUAAAACUGUUGUUAAAAUAUAAAAAGUUUGUGACAUGCUCCUUAUAAUAUAUCUACAUUUCCUAAUCAAACUUCCUCCAUUGUUGAAUUUUGAUAGUUUUGAUAGUUAUGCUGCCGUGGUACAGGUUAUGUAAUUGAUUUUUACAGCAACUUCCCUAAGCAAAUAUUAAUUUUCUUUGGGAUGUGCUGCACAAACGUACAGAAUUCUUUAUAUAGCCCAUAUUUUCAUUGGUUCAUCAGUAUAAAAAACACAAUAUAGUAUGUGCAUGAUAUGUAAUUUGUAUCAUUUGGUAUUGGUGGCUUUUUAUUUAUCCAUUUUGUUAAUUUUUUUUUUUUUACUAAUUUAUGAAGUGCUUUACAAAUAACUCAGCAUUUCAUUGCACCAAGCCAAGAAUAGAGAUUUCUGCAAUACCCUAUAUGACGAUGAAGAAAAUGGUACCAAAAAAAACAAAAAAACAAACUUGGUUAGAAAUUAUUUGACAUGUUGCUCAGCUAAAGAUGAAGAUGUAAUCUGAUUAUAUGAAUAGGUAUCGGCAUCAGCAUGUGCCAUAAAUGUCUAGCAUUAUGCAAUAAAAAUGCAUUAAAACAAGACAAAUCAAGCUUGCCGGAGAUGCAGAGAGUGUUCUAGUUAUGUGCAGAAUGUGUGUCGUUUUAAUGGUCGUGUUUUACGGGAGUACUGUGCUACAAUUGUCAUUCCCCACAUAUGAUAAUGUAUAUGAUAAUGGUCUUACAUUUUACGAAUGGGAAUAUAACACAUUAUUUUUGUCCCUCAAUCUUAAAGUCUUGUUAUAAACUAUAUUUAUGUACAUACCGUAAUCUUUAUCUUUAUGAAAGAUGGCUAUUUUGUAUGACUGAAAAAGAGAAACCUUUUAGUUUUGGAAUUUCCUAAAGAGUCCGCACGGCUUUCACAGCUGUGUUAAUAUGUACAUAAUUAGAGAUGUUUUUUUUUGUUGUUGUUGUUUGGUUUUUUUUUUCUUUUUUGGUUCUACUUUUUGCAUGUGUCUCUUGGUAAAAUUACAAUAAUCCGUUCUGCAACAAUGUUGUGUUAUGUCAGAUAUUCAACAGUCCACAGCUGCCUGUUGCAUGCAGAUGCAUGAGAAGGUUCCUACAUAUUACUGCUCAUGGAGGAAUUCAAGUCUUAAGCAUAACUAUUUUGUCAUGAAGCCUGAUUAAAAAAAUGUAUUGUCUGUUUAUUCUAAGAAAUAGACUGCUGAGUAAAAUAUCUGAACUUUUGAAAGAGAUGUGCAUAUAAAAAAUCUAUAUUUAUUUUGGUUUUUAUUCUAUUUUAUUUUUUACAAGAAGACAACCAAACCAGUAAAACAAUUAAGUCAUGUACAGCAAAGGUGCAAUUAUGGAUUACUUUAAUGCUUUGAGGAUUUAACUUGGUUUUAAACAACAAAAAAUAAAUGUUUGGACUGCAGCAUAUUGAAUAUUAUUGUGAUAUCAUUUUUAAAUGUAUUCAUUUUGGUGUUUACUUGCACAGAUUUUGAAUAAAGUUCCAAAAUGCACAAAGUAAAACUUGUUUUUUUUUU
This is a messenger RNA of Pangasianodon hypophthalmus (striped catfish), 5707 nucleotides long. It is a transcript of the gene nrip1a, whose product is annotated as nuclear receptor interacting protein 1a. NCBI's taxonomy places the organism in Eukaryota, Metazoa, Chordata, Actinopteri, Siluriformes, Pangasiidae. The record is from RefSeq and is a predicted model, not a curated record. Gene Ontology annotation, cellular component: nucleus. Bases 656 to 3976 code for a protein of 1106 amino acids. Gene Ontology annotation, molecular function: transcription coregulator activity; signaling receptor binding. The transcript has 2 exons. Gene Ontology annotation, biological process: regulation of transcription by RNA polymerase II.